CGUCCGGAAUAACUGAUCGGAAAAAUUAAGACUAUGGAUUUUCCCACCUAUUUCAUUCUUAUGUGUUUCCACUAUAACCAUCUUACGAAUUUUCUUGUUUAAUAUAUAUAAUUCAUGUAUGUAGGCCCAAAUGGAUGCUAAAAGAGUGCUGCAUUUAGUAAUAUUGAAAACGAAAGUAGAAAAAGUAGUCCGCAGUUUCGUAAAUGUUCGGUCUGCAUAAAGAUAGAAACCCUUUUCCCACACAGACGCGACCUCAGUAGACUACUGUAGCCAAAAUGGCAGCAAGACUACCCACAGAUCAAAUUCAACAGUAUAAAGAUUCUGAGGAAGAGAAAAUAGCUCAGGAGAUGCUGGAUGUUUUCUUAACUGACAAAAGUGGUUUCAAUUUCUUUAACCUGGUGAUAAGAAAUACUAAUGCCAGGGAAGGGUCAUCGUUCACCGACGCAUCUAUCUCUCUUCAAGUGUUGGAUGAUGUCAAUCUGUUGAGAAAUGAUCUUGUUGAAUCUUAUCCAAAGUGUGGAUGUGUUGGAAUAAAGGACAUACUUCAAGAAGCCAUCCUCAGAAAUUUUUCAAGAGAUGGAGUUGAUGCUGUCGAGAAAGACCCAGACUAUCGACCAGCUUUUUUUGCGUUGUUGGAAUUCCUGCGUGGGCGAAACACACACGCAAAGGCAAUUGAAAAGCUUUUCAACUCAAGAGGAAAGAAGAAACCACUUGUUAUGACAGCAUUAGCCCAUCACCUGUUUUCCCAGUUGGUGCCGGGGAAGGAGUAUGAGGUUGACAGAUAUGCAAAGGAUAUACCAAAGACAUGUCAGUGUGGUUGUAAUGCUAAUAUUUCUGCUGGAAACACUUCAGUAGGGUCACAAGGAACAUGGCAUGGCAAGGUGGAUAUCUUACUUAACCAUACAAUACCUGUGUCAGUUUUACAGGAGCAAAGUGUCAAUGAAGACGAUGAGAUUGAUAGUGAAAGCACUGAUGAAAAUGAAGGUGAAUCUGAAAUUAAGAAAAGGAAGAUUGAUAAAGGAAACUAUGAUGUAAAGCAAGGCGGAUCAAAACAAACUGAACAGAAAGAUAAAAUUGACAGCUGUGAAAUACCUGUGAAAGUCAAAUCUUGCAAAGCUGAUGAAAAGGUUCUCUAUUGCACAAAAGUCUUGAAGCAAAUCUUUGCUGAAGCUAUAACCAAUAGCUUUGCUCAAGUUCACAUGAAUCCUAAUUCAUUGUCUAAUUUUCUGAUUCCAACAUUUGGAGCCACGUCAGAACAUAUUACAAUCUGUCUGUAUGACUCUGAAAACGACUAUUUAUUGUACAAUACACAGGAGAUCUAUUUAUGGACUGCACAGAAUAAGCUCAAUAUCACAGCCAUAAUGAUUAUUUGGCUUUUUUUGAAUUUCACCGUUUUUACUUCAAAAAAUCUUCAUUCCUUUGUGAAACUUGACAAAUCAGGCUUGCAUGAGGAGUUAGGGCAAUUUCUGGAACUUUACAAAAAGGCAGAAACAAGAGGAAAUUAUGUUUCAUGGACUCCUUACUUGCAUUACAGUGAUGUUGUCCCAAAAUUUUAUUCUCGAGAAAAACUAACAUAACAAACUAAGUUUUGUCCUUUUUGAAAAGAAAACGACAAUACAUUUACUGUGACAAUUUAUGGUAGGCUAUUUAAAUUGCCAGUCCUCCUUGGUUGGUCUCCAAUCUAUCAUUCUAUGAACAAUUCUUGUUAUGCCAUUCUGUGGCGUCCCUUAACCGUCCAUCUGCCAACAAUUAUAAAAUACAAUUAUAAAAAUAGGAAGUUGGCAUCUGGCAACUUUCAUAUACUGUAAACAUGGAAAUAAAUUUACGCUAAUUACGCGAAAUGUUUUGCAUAUUGCAUUUUAUGUUUGAUCUGAAUACCACAUGGUCGACAAGAUAUUAUCUUGCAUGUAUGUUAGAAAUACUUCAAGGAUCUUUCUCACCUUUUUCACAUGCAUGUUCCCUUUUGUUCCUAGCUGUGAACAUUUCUUUUUUGGGACAUAUGAGAACAAUGUUAACAUGGCUGACAGCCGGCCAUCUUGGAUUUUGAAAAUGGUGAACUUUGUUACCGCUAUUUCUCUGAUAGUACUGAAGGGAUCUUUAUAUAAUGAAUAUAUAGGUAUCUCCUUACACACAUUAACACACCUAUUCAUGCACAAACAAUUCUAUUCCAUGGAGACAGAUACACAUACACAGAUGACCGAGGGAUAUUAUAGAUAAAUUGAUCGAGGUUGUCAUUAUCUAACGCUGUAUGUUGUAAUUUUAAUCGCAGAUAAAAAUAUUACAUCGUUAAGCACAUCCUGUAUUUCAGAUUUAAUAUGUGUAAUCUGUAUCUAUAAAAGUUCUAUAAAUCAUUUUAUCUGACACUUCUCACACCUUUGUAUGAUCGUUUGCCCCAUAACCAUCAUUAGGUAAGCGAUAUGACUGAAAUUGAAUCCGUUUUCUCAUCUGCAGGGAGUGUCGCUAUAAAGUCAAAAUAAAAAUCCACUUCGUGGCCAUAGCAAAAAUGCGCUGCCACCGUAUUCAUCAAAUAAAACUGCUGCAUAUAGAUUCUACUCCUGUAUAUCCAUUGCUAAGCUUCUUCACUAUUCGACUCAAAGUUGACCUUGACCGAUUUCUGAUAUUUUAGCUGUGAAUUAAUUCAUUAGCUUGGACAUUACAUGUUAUUGAAAACGUCAUCUAAAACAGUACUCUGUCGUGACAUUUACCUCGGUAGCUGAGUGGUUAUAUAAGGUGUCCCGACACUUUAUCACUAGCCCUUCAUCUUUGGGUUGCGAGCUCGAAACUCACAUGGGGCAGUUGCCUGGUACUGACCGUAGACUGAUGUUUUUUUCUCCGGAUACUCCGGCUUUCCUCCACCUCCAAACCUUUAAAUAACACUAGCUGUUGUUAGGACGUUUAAAAAAAAAAAAAAAAAAAAACUGACAUAUCCAAACUGAAUAUUUUUACUAGUCUGUCAAUAGCUAAUCAUCUGCUCAUCGCCAUAAACAGAUUCUGAACUGUGACGUCACACGUAUGAGUAUCAUCUAGAGCCAGUAUGGUGAGAAUAGGUCUACACCCAGCUCUGGACAGUUAUAUUUGAUUUGUGUAUGGAUACUGGUGGUUUACAAUGAUUGAAGGUGUUUUGUUGUAGCUCAGACCAUGCAUGCGGUGAAAACUUUCAACAGUAUUAUGGCAGCACGGCUCCGGUAUGUUAGUGAAUAUACGUAUACCUGUAUACAGCCACGAACAUCCAAAUAGAGUAUCUAAAUACUGCUAUUUUUUCCAGGUAACAAUUGUACUUCUUUGUUAUACGUUAUCUCUAAAAUUUUAGUGUAAUGAUGUUUAUAAUAAGGACGUCAUUUCGAUUUUGAUGACUAUGCCACCUGGUAAACAUCAAUUGCCUUUAUCUGUGUGUCAUAAAUAAAAUAAAAUGCGGCAUAUACUUUUAUCUAUAGGUUAUUUCCAAUGUCAUCUGUAAACUGUUUUAUUAUUAUCUUUUUUUGAGACUUAAGUUAUACCGACACAUCCCAGAACAUUCGCAUGCACAUUGUUUGCAAAUUUAUUAUUGCUACAUAUGCAAUUUCAUCCAUUCUGGUUCAAUGUACACUUUGUAUGUAGCUUGAAUUUUGUUUCAAAAUAUGCCAAUGUCUUUUGUGCAUUUUGAAACAAAAGAGAAAGCAUAUUAUCGGAAUAUUAAAAAAACUAAUGACACGAAAUUUAUCAUCACAGUAGAUAAAAUGAAACAAACAAAAAAGUUUUGUUUUAGUAUUUUCUUUUUUUUUCUAUUUUUUACAGAAUUUCGUAAUAUAAUAUAGAAAUAUAAUACUAUCGUUCUCUCGUUUCCUCGCUUGUCAUCUAUUAGUCGGUAACAAAACAAGCAACAAUAUGUCAUCAACCACCAGAAUUGAAAUCAGGCACUCGGGUAACUAUCUUAUGUAUCUGGAAUGCUAAGUAUCUAUGGCAAGCCGUUUUAAUAUUAUGUCUGCUUUGAAAAGAUUAUGACCUAAACUGAGAAGGGUUUUUUAACUAAAGUCGAAAUAUUUUUAACUUAAGCUAAAAUAAUACAUAAUGCAACAAAAUCGCGAUCGAAUGCAAAACAUCCCUUUGGACUCUUCAAACAAAAAUAUCACGGAAACUCGUAGUACAAAUUUAAACAGCCAAUCCAAAAAGCCGGCACAGGCGUAUAUGGCUUCGCGUCUGGUGAUGAAUGAAUGAUACAAAAUAAAUACAGCGGACAUAAUAUUUGUGAAACAGUAAAAAGGAUGUACUGAUAUUGAUGCAUUAUCAUUUGAAAAUAAGAAACUUUUAGACAUUUUGAAAUAUGAUCCUCUUUCUGUAACUGUAAAGUGUGGUGCUGUUAUAUAUAUCCAAAAUAAAAGUUAGGCUGGUUAUGCUUUAUGUGAGCUUCUCUGAUUUUACUUUGACUGAUAUACUUUGAUUUUGCUUUGUGUGAACAACCUUGAUUAUGCUUUGCGUAAACUACUUUGAUUACACGUGCAUUAUACCUGUAAGCAGCUACAUGUAUUUGUGGCAUGCAUGAAUGCAUGUGUUUAAUGUAAUUCCUUCAGCAAUUAUUUUCUGUGUAAUCGCUAAUUAUCACCGACUCAUCUACUAUUUAUAUACGAUACAUCCGCACUUUAUUGGAAUAUUUUGUAAAAUUUGAAGACAUUUGGAUGUUCAAAAAAGUAAUUUUGCAUUCCGAGAUGGUAUAAAGAGAUGAAGCAUGC
Molecule: messenger RNA, 4706 nt
Organism: Pecten maximus
Lineage: Eukaryota; Metazoa; Mollusca; Bivalvia; Pectinida; Pectinidae
Exons: 3
Coding region: 276-1577 (433 amino acids)
Source: RefSeq, a predicted model, not a curated record